AGUUGAACCAAAUACGCCCAAAGUGUCAAACUGUCAACCCACGGGAUCGUUAAUAUGCCUUGCGUCUUGGCUUUGACAAGGGCAAGAUACCUUUUAUAGGUCCCACUUCCCCAGACCAACCUGCAACGGUUCAUCUCUUUGCUUUCCACCUCACAACCAACGUUUGCUAUCACGAUUCUUAAGCAGUGCAAGACAGCCACCUACAAUCGAAUACAACCACUCAAAAUGUCCGUCAACCGCACUUGCAACCACGAUGCCCUCCCUGAUCUCGAAGGCAUCCCCGGUCUACCCAUGGACCGCAGCGUUUUUGUUAUUCCCAACUGGAACGAAUCGUUCGUGGGCAUGACAGAUUGCUGCGCACCCAACGAGGUGCAUAUUAGUGGCCAGGACGGGUUUGAAGGAUGCGUCUUGUGGUGCUUGAUUCCAGACUCCCACCUCAAAGGAAAAGAUAUUGGCGAUAUGAGCUUAUGUGUUAAGACAAAGGGUGGCUUUUCUUCGUUCAUUAGUGGCGGGCAAGUAAAGGACAACGCGGCGAGUUCGAAGAUGGGUAGGACGACAUUGCUCGGGGUGGGAGUUUGGGCCUUGUUGGCCGUUGGACUGCUGGUUUGAGUUGGUAUUGUGCGGUAGGCAUGAGGUUGAGUAUUUGGUGUGUGUAGUCGGGUGCAAACUUUGCACUCGCUUUCAAGCGGCAAAGUGCGCACAUUGCAUUCGAUUAGAGAAGCCCGCACAUUAGUGUAUUUGAACGAGUACAAACUUUCUUUGCAUCAAAUUCAUUCGACUAUGACGGUUGCUUUCUUCUUUCAU
Molecule: messenger RNA, 804 nt
Organism: Neurospora tetraspora
Lineage: Eukaryota; Fungi; Ascomycota; Sordariomycetes; Sordariales; Sordariaceae
Exons: 2
Coding region: 226-609 (127 amino acids)
Source: RefSeq, a predicted model, not a curated record